AUGACAACAACUACGGAAAUCUCGUCUACUACCGAUUCAAUUUCCGGCCGAGACAUUUUAUAUAAGGCGCCAAGUCUUCUAGACGACAACAAUAAGGAUGCACCACACACAAUAACUGAUCAAACGCCCACAAGAUUCUUGGCCCGAUGUUCUAAACUAGACUUGGAGCCCAAUCCAUUCGAACAAAGCUUCUCCCAUAUAACUCCACUAGGAGAUACCUCCGGCACCAACAGUCCCAAACCAAGCCUCCCUCCAGUAGCAGAAAUUACCAGUCCAGCAGCAGGAGGAACAAGUACAUCCGAAAGAUAUGGCUGGAAUCUACAAUCACUUCGUACCGGUCCAUUAUCUCCCGCAAUGUUGGAAGGACCUCAGAGCUUUGAUGGCCUCGGCGUAGCAACAAAUACCCGUACCGGUACUACUCCUCUCGGUUUCCAAUCUUUUGCUGACCAAUCCCCUCGAUCGGCUGCUCUCUUUGGCGCACAGUCAAUGGCUCUUACAUCAACAUUUAACAAUUCAUCAAAUACAGUGAAACCUGGCAAUGGACUAAUGGCUGGCCAGUUCGGACCCAAGGCUGUGUCUAAUGUGAGUGGGGCGUCCGUCGUUGAUACGCAGAAUGGACCUGAGAUGAAUGAUGAGAGUGCGACAGACGUAGUACCCACAAAGACAGAAAGGGAAGAUUACGGAUCCAACACACUGACAAAUUCGACGACGACACUAUCUACUCGCUCAAGAUCGACAAAGUCUAAAACAAACGGCGUUCGACCACCCAGCCCAACAGACCACAACACCACAUCAUCUGAAGAAGAAAGCGACGACGGCCAUUCCAACGAUCUAUAUACGAGUUCACCAAAGAAUUCAAAGACGAGUCAUCGCCGCAAAGCGUCUGAUGAUCUUAUGGAUCAGCCUGCACAGAAGAAGAGUAAUCAAAAGACAAAAAAUGAUUUAUCGGAUGCAGAGAAACGGAAAAACUUUUUGGAGAGAAAUCGUCAAGGCAUGAUUAUUAUAACUAGCAUCUGUCAUGCCGCCCUCAAAUGCCGCCAACGUAAGAAACAGUGGCUUGCCAACCUCCAAGCCAAGGUCGAAUAUCUGACUAACGAGAAUGAACAGCUGCAGAGCCAAGCAACAUCUCUUCGUGAAGAGAUUCUUAAUCUGAAGACAUUGCUUCUUGCGCACAAGGAUUGUCCAAUUGCUCAAGCAAAUGGAGUUUUAGGCAUUGAAGCACUCGCACAUUCCCAAGCAGGCAUGACAGCACUUCACGGAGUACCAAUAGGUAUGAAUAUGGGUAUGAUGCAGAAUACCAUACAAAAUGUACACGGAGUACAGCAACCGGUGAACGUAUCUUCUCACAUACAAGUACAGCCGCAUAUUAGUAAUCACGUCAAUGGAGGGCCGGGAUAUAUGAGAAUGUAA
Molecule: messenger RNA, 1410 nt
Organism: Paraglomus brasilianum
Lineage: Eukaryota; Fungi; Glomeromycota; Glomeromycetes; Paraglomerales; Paraglomeraceae
Source: the annotation of a GenBank genome assembly